This is a messenger RNA of Lates calcarifer (barramundi perch), 6035 nucleotides long. RefSeq names its product complement C3. The transcript is spliced from 44 exons. Gene Ontology annotation, cellular component: extracellular region. Lineage: Eukaryota; Metazoa; Chordata; Actinopteri; Centropomidae. Bases 71 to 5443 code for a protein of 1790 amino acids. Gene Ontology annotation, molecular function: endopeptidase inhibitor activity; protein binding. The record is from RefSeq and is a predicted model, not a curated record.
UUGUUAUCUGCUAUAUUAGUUGACUGUCUCUCUGGAGGCCACAGUCCACUGAGCCUCCCAGUCCGUCAACAUGGGUCAGUGGACGCUGCACAACAUUUUGUUUCUCCUGCUUCUCUGCAAAUCUGAUGGACAGAUUGACAGUUUAAGAAGAACCCACUGGCGUGACAGAUUAAUGCCGUUUGGCAGAUAUGUGGAUCUCCAUAACCUACCAAACACAAACAACGUUAUUUCUACGCCAAGGUUCACCCUGCUGGCUCCAGACCUGCUGAGGACAGAAAACCAGGAGAACAUCUACCUGCAGGCUGAUGGUCUAUCCAGUCCCAUCACUGUCUCCAUCUCCAUCAGGGACUUCACUAAGACCACCACGCUGCUCCAGGACUCUGUCAUACUCAAUCCAGAAAAUGGUUUUCAUGCUCUCAAGGCGAUACAGCUUCCCUCAGAUCGUUUGAAUCGUGAGGAGACAAGGAACAAGUUUGUGUUUCUGAAGGUGGACUUUGGAGGCCUCCACUCUGAGGAGAGGGUACUGAUGGUGUCCUUUCAUUCUGGACACAUCUUCAUCCAGACAGACAAACCCAUCUAUAAGCCUGGAGAUACUGUUCGGUUCAGAGCCUUUGUGUCCUCUCCUUCCUUUAAGGCCUUUGAGAGCUCUGUCACAAUAGAUAUCCAGAAUCCAGAUGGUGUGGUGGUCAAACAGCUACUCAGGACAAAAGCUGCUGAUGGUGUCUUUGCAGACACGUUUCCUCUCUCUGAAAUGGUCAAUGAAGGAACAUGGAUGAUGACAGCAAAGUUUGACCAUUGGAAGCAGAACACGUUCACCUCCCAGUUUGAGGUGAAGAAGUACGUGCUUCCUGCCUUCAAUGUUACCUUGACUCCCAGGAAGUCCUACCUCGACCUGGAUGACAGUGAACUGGUUGUAGAGAUCUCGGCCAGGUACCUGUAUGGGGAGCCAGUCCAGGGCACAGCCUAUGUGGUGUUUGGAGUCAAGAUCAACAAAGAGAUGAUAAGGCUGCCCUCUGUGAAGCAGGUGUCAGAUCUGGAUGGAGGAGUCAUCAGACUGAGCAUGGAGGAGAUCAAGAGAGCGUACCCGAACACUAGAUCUUUGGUGGGAAACUCUGUGUAUGUCAAGGCCUCUGUGCUCACCAAGACAGGCAGUGACCUAGUUGAAGCCGAAAAGUCCGGGAUUAAAAUCGUGGAGUCUCCAUAUGUCGUAUCCUUCAAAGACAUACCAAAGUACUUCAAGCCAGGCCUGCCCUUUGACUUCACAGUCCAGGUGAGUCACCAUGAUGGUUCCCCGGCCAACAAUGUUCUGGUCAAGCUGAAUUUCUUGGAGACAGCACUGGUCGUCAACUCCGGCACUGCCCAAGCCACCGUCAACAUGCCCAAUGAUCAACGCCCACAAACCAUUAUUGCUGAGACCACACAGGCUGGCCUGAGACCAGAUCAACAAGCCAAGCAACAGAUCACUGUUCAUCCAUACAUGACCUUUAACCAGCGCCAGCGGAACUAUCUGUACAUCUCUACAGGGACCAACACAGUGUCUGUGGGAGACAGACUGUCCCUGAUGCUGACCAUCACAGUUGCAGACCAAACCCACAAAGACUUAAUCAAACACAUCACGUACCUGGUGCUCAACAAGGGCAAAAUCAUAAGUGCUGUUCGCCUGGAUGUGACCGGUCAGUUGGUCACCAGCGUUGGGCUGACAGUCACCCCAGACAUGAUGCCAUCGUUCCGUUUUGUGGCGUACUACAGCAUUCCCUGGGUGGGGCGUGAAGAGGUGGUGUCAGACUCCAUCUGGGUGGAUGUGGCAGAUUCCUGUGUUGGAGGGCUGAAAGUUGGACCAGUGGAUGGCAUACGCCGAGACUAUGCACCUGGGAAGAGCUUUAGUUUUCAGGUCAGAGGUGACCCGGGGGCAAAGGUCAGCCUGGUGGCUGUGGACAACGCUGUCUAUCUGCUCAACAAGGACAGACUGACACAGAAGAAGAUUUGGGAAGUGGUGGAACAUGGAGACAUUGGCUGCACUCACGGGGGAGGAGGCAAUGCUAUGGGAGUGUUCACAGAUGCAGGACUGCUCUUCGCCUCUAGUGCCGGGUUCAAAACUCAGACCAGACAAACCUUGGAGUGUCCAGGCGGUGCCAGAAGGAGGCGCUCUGCUGAACUGUUGCAGCGUAAAGCCCAGCUGGAGAGUCACUACAAGGAGAGUCUGCAGCGUCGCUGCUGUAAGGACGGACUGAGGGAUAUCCCUAUGCCGUACUCCUGUACGCGACGCUCUUUCUACAUCACUGAGGGCUGGGAGUGCAUCCGGGCUUUCCGCUACUGCUGCGCCACUUACAGGGGCCAGGUGUUUGACACUGAAAUCCCCACCACCCCACCACCCACGACCACGACUCCCCCCACCACCACCCCACCACCCAGGCCCACUUUUCACUUCUCUUCAACAUUCGACCUUCCACUAAGGAUGACACCCUACUCCAGGCAGUUUGACUGGGCUUAUAGACCUUUACCUGGACUACCUGGACUACCUGGACCACCUGGACCACCUGGACGGCCUGGACCACCUGGAUUGCCUGGAAUGUCUGGACCACCUCUACUUGAACGGAGGACGUUAUCCAAUGCAAAGAAAAUGGAAGAAAAAGAACCAGUGUUGGCAGUGGCAAGGGGGGAAGUGGAUGAAGGCGAGGAGGAAGAGGAAGAGUGGGAGUACCUGGAUCAGACUGAUGUGUAUCUGCGUUCCAAAUUCUACGAGUCGUGGCUGUGGAUGGAUGUUAACCUGCCCACCCAGACAGACAGAGACGGGUUGGCGUCUAAGAACGUGGAAAACCCCUUACCUGACAGCAUCACAGAGUGGGGAGUUCUGGCCAUUAGUGCAUCACCUAAUACAGGUUUCUGUGUGGCUGAACCUUACAACUUCAGAGCAUGGAAGCGUUUCUUUGUGGACCUGAAGUUGCCAUAUUCGGUGGCGAGGAACGAACAGGUCGAGAUUAAAGCUGUGAUCCAUAACUACGGCUACGAAGACCUGCAUCUAAGGGUGACGCUGAUGAAGACAGAAGGCAUGUGCAGCAUCGCAUUUAAGGACAGACACACACAGGAGGUGACGCUGGCAGUUGGAUCUUCUGUAGCGGUGCCCUACACCAUUGUACCACUGGUGGUGGGGAAACUUCCUCUGGAGGUGAUGGUAGUCGCCAGAGACAUGAUGGGAGGAGACCGCAUCCAGAAAUCUCUACGGGUGGUGAUGGAUGGGGUGCAGAAGACUGAAGUUUGGAGUGUGGUGUUGAAUCCAUCGGCUGAAGGAGGAACGCAGACGGUUCGAGUUGGCAAGAUCGAACUGGAGUCAGUGGUGCCUAACUCAGUGCCAGAGACAUUCAUCAAUGUCAGAGGCAACGUGUUGGCAGACAGCAUUGAUAACUCCAUCAGUGACGACUCUCUGGCGUCUCUUAUCCAGAUGCCCGGCGGCUGUGUGGAGCAGAACUUGGCCAGAAUCACUCUGCCACUCAUCGCCACUCUCUACCUGGACCGAACCAACAACUGGGAGAGUGUGGGGGUGCAGCGCAAGGCUGAGGCUAUACGAUACAUCAGGAGAGGUUAUGAGAACCAGCUGGCAUACAGAAAAAGUGAUGGCUCUUACCCCCCAUAUAGGCGCGAAGGUGCAAGUACAUGGAUCACAGCAUACGUGGUGAAGGUGUUCUCCAUGGCUUACUCCAUCAUCGGUAUCGAUGAACAGCAAGUGUGUGAACCUCUGCUCUACCUGGUGAAGAACAAACACCGUUUUUUCCCAGGAAAGUUUGUCGAGGACAACCCGGUUUACAGCACUACCAUGACUGGCGGUCUCAGAGGUGACGACCCUGAAAUAACCCUGACGGCUUUUGUUCUCAUAGCGCUCGGUGAGGCUAAACAUGCAGGGAUCCACUGCACUCAUCCAGAUGUGAAUAUGGAGUUAGUCAUUAAUAAAACAGCCGACUACCUGAAGACAGCGCUGAAGAAGCCGAGUCGGAGACCAUACACAGUGGCCAUUGCCUCCUAUGCAUUGGCUCUUCUGGGGAAUCCUCACCGUUAUAACCCAACACUGCCAUUACUCAAAGCAGCAGGUCCAGGACGCAGCCACUGGCCCGACCGUCAUAACACACUGUUCACCUUGGAGGCGACGGGCUACGCCCUGCUGGCUCUGGUGAAGUUGGGUCACAUGGAGCAGGCUGCACUACCCUUUAAAUGGCUGAACAGCCAGCGAAGAAGAGGUGGCGGCUUUGGCUCCACUCAGUCCACCAUGGUGGUUCUCCAGGCACUGUCAGAGUACCUGAUCAACAAACCCCCUCCCGAUGACCUCAGUCUGGAUGUGGACGUCAGGCUGACAGGACGCAAGGAAAUCCGCUACCACUUUAACCCCAGUACUGCGUAUGCUGCUCGCUCCUCCAGGUUGCCUGCGAAUCUUGAUUUGGAGGUGGAGGCUCGAGGGAAUGGACAGGGAAUACUGGAGGUUGUGACCUAUUACAACCAAGUGCAUGAGGUGGAUGAGAAAACGCCCUGCAGGCACUUCGAGCUCAACGUCACUAUUGAAGAAUCCAGCGAAAAGCCUCCAGCAGAUGUAGAAAAGUCCUACCAGAUCAACAUCCAAGUGAAAGCUUUAGGAUCCCGAGAUGUCAGGAUGGUGGUCCUGGAUAUCAGUCUACCCACUGGCUUCACCCCAGAAAACUCAGAUCUGGAGAUGUUGUCCAACUCAGUGGACCGUUACAUCAAUAACUUCCAGAUCGUUGAUAACCUGAGUGACAGAGGCUCUCUGAUCAUCCACCUGUUCAAGGUGUCACACAAAGAGCCAGAGAUUCUGAUCUUCAGGCUUCAGCAGAGCUUUAAAGUCGGCCUCCUCCAGCCAUCCUCAGUUACUGUCUAUGAGUAUUACAACCCAGAUCACCGCUGCAGUCGUACCUACACUCCCCGCGAGAACAAAGAGGAGCUCUCUCGGAUCUGCAGAGACAACAUCUGCCGCUGCACACAGGGUGACUGCUGCGUGUCCAAAACUGACAGUGAAGAUUUCCCCAACAAAGAGAGAGAGACAUUUGCCUGCAAGAGCUUACACCAUGUUUUCAAGGUGAAGGUGCUGAGUGUCAGCCAGAGUUACUACGACAAAUAUGAGAUGGAGAUCACACAAGUUAUCAAGCUGGGUGAGGAGGCUGGAGUUGAAGUUGGCCAGAAGAGGUUUUUAAUGUCUCAUGGAGGAUGUAGAGAGAGGCUCAACCUGGAGCAGGGCUCCCAGUACCUGAUCAUCGGCCCCAAAGAGGAUCAGUGGAACAUCGACAGUGAGACAAACAGAUUCAUCUACAUGUUAGGAAAGGACACCUGGGUGGAGCGCUGGCCUUCAUCUGCUGAGUGCUCCAGCAAUCCAAGCCUGCAAGCUAAAUGCAAGAGCCUUAAUGAUGCUGCAUAUGAAUUGUCCGUCAAUGUCUGCAGGCUGUAGAGGUGUCAUAGAGUGCCAUUUUAUUGCAAAUAUGGCAACUAACUGUGUACCCAAAGAUUUAAUGGUCUUGUUAACCUAGUCUCUGUGAUAAGAACAUUUUUUGUGUCUUCACUGUGGAAAAAAGUGAAAGUGAAAGUGUAGCUAGUUAUAACAAUGUACCAGUAAGGUUCUUCUCUAUGGUGGUGACAUAAUAAGAAUGAAGAACAAUGAAAAAUGUUGUUGAGAUAAAAUACAGUAUACUGUAGACAGGAACCACCCACUUUUUACAAAUGUACAGCUUGACAAAUGUAUUUGAAGUUUAAAGGUCAGUGAAUUUACCGUUCUGAUUUACAGCAUGUACCAAUAGCUAAAGUACUAAUAGCUAUUCAUAAAUUUACUUUGUUGUUAAUUUGAAGUUUUAUACCAAAUGACCUUGAGGGACUUGAAUUUCCCUCCAAAAUAUUCCAUUGUUGAGGUUUUUCUGUGUGUGCUACUAAAUUAAAUAGGCCUCUGGAAAACAUGUCAAAUUCUGUUUACAGUCAAAGGUAUUUGUAAUAAAUAAUCUGCAGUUUAAAGCUAACCUGUGUUGAUUAAAGAUAAUAAAUUGAACUCA